CCUGUGUUCCGUGGCGCCCCCUGGAGGGAGGAAGGGGAACUGUAUCUGAGAGAGAGCAGCCCAUUGGGUCCGCUGACUCCGGCCGGGUUCCCGCGCCGCGUCCAACACCCCUCACUCCCUGUCUCCCUCCCCCACGGAGACUCAAUUUACUUUCCAUGUCCACAUUCCCAGUGCUUGCGGAAGAUAUCCCGCUAAGAGAGAGACAUGUCAAAGGGGCUGCUGCUGUUGCUGCUGCUGAGCACGGGCGGGACAUGGGCAUCCAAGGAGCCGCUUCGGCCACGGUGCCGCCCCAUCAAUGCCACCCUGGCUGUCGAGAAGGAGGGCUGCCCCGUGUGCAUCACCGUCAACACCACCAUCUGUGCCGGCUACUGCCCCACCAUGACCCGCGUGCUGCAGGGGGUCCUGCCGCCCGUGCCUCAGGUGGUGUGCAACUACCGCGAUGUGCGCUUCGAGUCCAUCCGGCUCCCUGGCUGCCCGCGCGGCGUGAACCCCGUGGUCUCCUACGCCGUGGCUCUCAGCUGUCAAUGUGCACGCUGCCGCCGCAGCACCACUGACUGCGGGGGUCCCAAGGACCACCCCUUGACCUGUGAUGACCCCCGCUUCCAGGCCUCCUCUUCCUCAAAGGCCCCUCCCCCCAGCCUUCCAAGCCCAUCCCGACUCCCGGGGCCCUCAGACACCCCGAUCCUCCCACAAUAAAGGCUUCUCAAUCCGCA
This is a messenger RNA of Gorilla gorilla gorilla (western lowland gorilla), 713 nucleotides long. RefSeq names its product choriogonadotropin subunit beta variant 2-like. The transcript is spliced from 3 exons. Gene Ontology annotation, molecular function: hormone activity. Gene Ontology annotation, cellular component: cytoplasm; extracellular region. NCBI's taxonomy places the organism in Eukaryota, Metazoa, Chordata, Mammalia, Primates, Hominidae. The record is from RefSeq and is a predicted model, not a curated record. Gene Ontology annotation, biological process: G protein-coupled receptor signaling pathway. The coding region runs from base 205 to 696 and encodes 163 amino acids.